AUGCUGUCCACCCGCGGCGUCACUCGCAUUUCGCGCAGGGCGCUCAACGCGAAGAAGACCAAUGCGUUCUUCUCCACUGCUGCUGUACCCGCUCUUGCGCGUACAGCACUUCCACGAUUCAACCAACAGCGUCCGGCCGCACCUCGCCGAGUUGCCCCGUCAUCCUCAGCAGCAGCUCGUACGUAUGCUACUGAGGCAAAGGGCCAGGUCGGCUCGGUGAAGACCGUUAUUGGUGCCGUUGUUGAUGUUCAAUUUGACACCGAAAACCUUCCUCCAAUUCUCAACGCCCUUGAGGUCCAGGAUUUCCAUGGCGGUCGUCUUGUCCUUGAGGUCGCUUCUCACCUUGGCGAGAACUCGGUCCGCACUAUUGCCAUGGACGGUACCGAAGGUCUUGUUCGCGGUCAGAAGGUCGUUGACACCGGAGCUCCCAUCCGUAUUCCUGUUGGAAAAGAGACCCUUGGCCGUAUUAUGAACGUCAUCGGCGAACCUAUUGACGAGCGUGGUCCGAUCAAAGGCGUGAAAUUGUCACCCAUCCACGCGGAGCCGCCGCCAUUCGUUGACCAGUCAACGACUGCUGAGGUACUUGAAACGGGUAUCAAGGUUGUUGAUCUUCUAGCACCGUAUGCCCGUGGUGGUAAGAUUGGUCUUUUCGGUGGUGCUGGUGUCGGCAAGACUGUGCUUAUCCAGGAGCUCAUCAACAACGUCGCCAAAGCACAUGGUGGUUUCUCCAUUUUCUGCGGUGUCGGCGAGCGUACUCGUGAGGGCAAUGACUUAUACCACGAAAUGAUUGAGACUGGUGUCAUCAACCUUGAGGGUGACUCUAAGGUCGCGCUUGUCUUUGGUCAAAUGAACGAGCCUCCUGGUGCGCGUGCCCGUGUUGCGCUUACUGGUCUUACUAUCGCCGAGUACUUCCGUGAUGAAGAAGGCCAGGAUGUGUUGCUUUUCAUCGACAACAUUUUCCGUUUCACUCAGGCAGGUUCCGAAGUGUCCGCACUGCUUGGUCGUAUCCCAUCUGCCGUCGGUUACCAGCCGACUCUUUCAACGGACAUGGGUGGCAUGCAGGAGCGUAUUACCACGACCAAGAAAGGUUCCAUUACGUCUGUGCAGGCUGUCUACGUCCCUGCCGAUGACUUGACUGACCCUGCUCCGGCCACAACCUUCGCUCACUUGGAUGCGACGACUGUGUUGUCGCGUGGUAUUGCUGAGCUUGGUAUUUACCCUGCCGUCGACCCGCUAGACUCUAAAUCCCGUAUGCUUGACCCACGUAUUGUCGGCAAGGAACACUACGACGUUGCAACUGCGGUGCAGAAGAUCUUGCAGGAUUACAAGUCCCUUCAGGAUAUCAUUGCCAUUCUCGGUAUGGACGAAUUGUCUGAAGAGGAUAAGUUGACUGUCGAGCGUGCACGUAAGAUCCAGCGUUUCAUGUCGCAGCCAUUCCAGGUCGCGCAGGUCUUCACUGGUUACGAAGGCAAGCUUGUACCGUUGAAGGACACCGUCCGGUCGUUCAAGGAGAUCAUCUCUGGACAACACGACUCGUUACCCGAGUCUGCCUUCUACAUGGCUGGUACGAUUGAGGAUGUGAAGUCGAAGGCAGAGCAACUUGCGAAGGAGAUGGGCAACUAG
Fomitiporia mediterranea MF3/22 is the source of this 1623-nucleotide messenger RNA. RefSeq names its product ATP synthase F1, beta subunit. Bases 1 to 1623 code for a protein of 540 amino acids. NCBI's taxonomy places the organism in Eukaryota, Fungi, Basidiomycota, Agaricomycetes, Hymenochaetales, Hymenochaetaceae. The transcript has 4 exons. Gene Ontology annotation, biological process: proton transmembrane transport; proton motive force-driven mitochondrial ATP synthesis. Gene Ontology annotation, molecular function: ATP hydrolysis activity; ATP binding; proton-transporting ATP synthase activity, rotational mechanism. The record is from RefSeq and is a predicted model, not a curated record.